UGCUCGUUUAAGAUGUGCUUUUUUAAUAAUUAGAUACUACCUUUUAGAUAAAAUCUUGGAUAUAGUUACUUUAUACAGACAUGAAUAUAUCUCUCGCGAUAAAGGUUAAAAGGAGCAGUGGCUGUGACAGUAUACAAUACACAAUAUUACGACAUAAACAAAUAUGGCUUCCAGCAACUGGAAUCAGGAAACGAAGGCUCGCCUUCAAGAGAAAAUAACUACGACAGUCUGCGAUGCAGGGUCUCUGGCACGACAAGUUUUGAAAGUUUCUAAAUCAACCGAGGCACUAACCCAAGCAGCAAAGAAUUUUGCAUUCCAUGAAGGAGCAGUUGAAAACUCAUAUCAGACAUUACAAAGAAUGGGUUUGACAACAUCACAUCUACAGUUCCAACAAGAGGCCAUAGAGAGAAGGUGUGUAGAGAAUCUUCCAGAAAUUAUGGACCAACUUAAAAAGAUCCAAAGGUGACAUUCAUUCAAGUGUAACAGAAGACAAAGGGGUUUUUGAAAGGAAUUUUUGUGGCGUUGUGCAAUAUAGCAAGUAAAAUGGGAAUCACUCAGAUACACUGUGCUCCACAUUGAACUGCUAAAAUGAACUCCUUGUAA
Molecule: messenger RNA, 603 nt
Organism: Lingula anatina
Lineage: Eukaryota; Metazoa; Brachiopoda; Lingulata; Lingulida; Lingulidae
Product: BLOC-1-related complex subunit 7-like
Cellular component (GO): BORC complex
Source: RefSeq, a predicted model, not a curated record